Peronospora farinosa is the source of this 612-nucleotide messenger RNA. The record is from the annotation of a GenBank genome assembly. NCBI's taxonomy places the organism in Eukaryota, Oomycota, Peronosporomycetes, Peronosporales, Peronosporaceae.
AUGACUAAACUAUGCGACUUGCUUGGCUCUCGAUCAGAGGUCAUGUACGAAUGCAUGUACACUACACACAAGACGCAGAAGCGCAAGAUCUGGCACGAUGGAUUCGUAAGGCUUUAUUCCUCGCGAAAAAUCAUCGUGUACGCUGACGAUGAAAGAAAAGCAGGGAAAGUCAUUGACGAAACGAAAUUGUCUUUGGUCGAUUGGGAUUGUAAGGAUGAAGAGCAUAUUGAGACGUCCAAAUUUCUAGUUGAGAUUGUCAACGAGACGCCAGUCGAUGCUACUUCUUAUACGAGUACAUCUGUCAAUACAGCUCAACAGUCUUCUCGUAUGAAUCAUUUGAGACCUCAUGCCGGACUGGAAGGAAAAAUGCGCCUCUCUAACGCCAAGGUUCGCACCCCAGUGAAUCAUGAUGUUUCACGGCAGUGUAGACCAGCUCGAGUCGGACAAGGAUACAAGAAUCGCAAUAUAUCUACUACAUCUAAUGUGUCAACUUCACGGACUUUCGAGUCGCUUUCGUUCGACUUUGCUCGUAAUCCAACGUCUGAAUGGAACUACGUUCCACACGCAAUCAACCGAACUCCUGACGAAGUGCUCGCUCUGCUAGAAAUGUGA